This is a messenger RNA of Daldinia loculata, 1844 nucleotides long. RefSeq names its product mRNA capping enzyme, alpha subunit. The coding region runs from base 327 to 1472 and encodes 381 amino acids. NCBI's taxonomy places the organism in Eukaryota, Fungi, Ascomycota, Sordariomycetes, Xylariales, Hypoxylaceae. Gene Ontology annotation, cellular component: mRNA capping enzyme complex. Gene Ontology annotation, biological process: 7-methylguanosine mRNA capping. Gene Ontology annotation, molecular function: ATP binding; mRNA guanylyltransferase activity. The record is from RefSeq and is a predicted model, not a curated record. The transcript has 2 exons.
GUAGCAUGUAGCAAUACAUAUAGGUAGGUAGGUAGCAUACCACUUUCCCUUAUGUACGUUACGUUUUAGUUUGCGAUGGACAUAUUUUCGAUAGCAACUUCCGAUACAGACGACGACUUAAUGCAAUGAAGCUCGCCUACUACUACUACGUGAAUGUGCUCCUUCAUUCUCCUUACCCAACCUCUUCUACUUAAUAUUUUCCUUUUCCUUUCUUUACCCCCGUGUCGCAUCGCAUCGCCCGUCAAAACAAACACUCACUACAUUUUCCGAUCUUUACAUCUCCAUUCGCCUCGUCUUAUCUUCCUUGAGCUCUUACGUCGCCCACCAUGAAUUUACCUAUACGAUCCAUCGAUGAGCCAGGCAUUAAAGUCCCGGGCGACGUAGCUGCCGGUCUGCGCCAGGAUGUAGCCAACAUUCUUCAUCGCAACUCGACCGCGUUUCCCGGCGCACAACCCGUGAGCUUUACGAGAAAACACCUAGAUGAGCUAAUGAGAGAAGAUUAUUAUGUCUGCGAGAAAUCAGAUGGCAUUCGAUAUCUGCUAUACCUAGCCGCCGACGAAAGCGGCCAAGAGAGUCACUACUUGAUCGAUCGUAAAAAUGAUUAUUGGUAUAUUCAAGAAGGUUCUCUACACUUCCCCCUCCCAGGGAAUCAUCAAGCCUUCCAUAGGGGAACUGUUCUGGAUGGAGAACUAGUUGUGGACACCCUAAGUGAUGGGCGCCAGGAGCCUCGAUAUCUAGUCUUCGACUGCCUCGCGUUAGAUGGUCAAUCGCUGAUGUCGCGAGAGCUCUCAAAGCGGUUGGGCUACUUUCAGGAACAAGUCUUUAAGCCAUAUAAGAAACUACUCGAUGACUUCCCCGAAGAGAGGCAAUACCAGCCUUUUUUCAUCGACCUGAAGUCUAUGCAAAUGGCAUACGGUAUUCGCAUGAUUUUCGAGGAUGUAAUCAAGAAUCUCAAGCAUGAAAAUGACGGCUUGAUAUUUACGGCUCUGCAUAGCGAGUACAAACCCGGCACUGACCCGCACAUUUUAAAGUGGAAGGAUGCCGAUGAGAAUACCGUCGAUUUCCGGUGGAAGCUAAAGUUCCCACUAGUUGAGCCGGACGAGCAAGAGCGAGCCGAGGGCAUUACAGAGCCCUUCAUCGACUACGAUAGUACACCUGCGGUAGACCUACUAGCAAAUUACGGUAGUGGUCAAUAUCAUAUCUUUGAUACGCUGCACCUGGAAGAUGACGAGUGGGAGAUCCUGAAAGGACUGAACGAAGCUCUAGACGAGCGAGUAGUAGAAGUGUAUAUGGACAGCCAAAAACGAUGGCGUUUCUACCGGUUCCGGGACGACAAAUCAGAUGGGAACCACAUCUCUGUCGUUAAUAGCGUUAUGGAGAGUAUCCAGGAUGGGGUAACCCGCGAGGAGCUCCUAAAUCACAGCAAGAGUGUGCGGGACAACUGGAAAGCCCGGGAGAAGGUUCGAAAAUGAGCGUGUGUGGUAAAUACCACCCGGAUGUUUAGAAAGGGCAUUUGCAGUCCCUCUCCUUACCACUUAGCAUGUAGCAAUUCUUGGUCAAAACACGGCAAGCUUUUUGCUUUUAUUUCUAAUAUGUACAACCUAGAGAGGCGGAGGCUAUUGGACUACAGAUGACGAUACCACAUAAUAACACGGCACCCAGGUUAGGAAAUACCACAAGACGUGUGGUCCGGAUGGAGUUUGGAGAAUAUGGUUCUUGUUUAGCGACUUGAAAAGCAUCUAGGUUAGACUCUUCGAUAGGUAGAAUUACACUGUAAUAGCAUAGAAGACUAUUACGAAAUUACCUUUUAGUGGUGCAGUGGUAUCCUAGUAUUUAUAUUCACA